Aaosphaeria arxii CBS 175.79 is the source of this 1521-nucleotide messenger RNA. RefSeq lists its product as uncharacterized. Gene Ontology annotation, molecular function: catalytic activity. The record is from RefSeq and is a predicted model, not a curated record. The transcript is spliced from 2 exons. NCBI's taxonomy places the organism in Eukaryota, Fungi, Ascomycota, Dothideomycetes, Pleosporales. Gene Ontology annotation, biological process: biosynthetic process. The coding region runs from base 1 to 1521 and encodes 506 amino acids.
AUGAAGAUCACCGUCCCCGGUGAUGCGACGGACCCAGAACAACGCACUUCAUUAGAACCCUACAUCCUAAAGUCAGAGACGAAGAUGAACCUUGGCCCUGGAAAGAUGUACAAGAGGAAUGCUGUAUUCGCAAAAGGACCAAAUGGUGAAGCGCCCUUUUUGACCAAGGGCGAAGAUAACCAAAUCCUUGUCUACACUGGGUGUUUCAACCCACCACACCGGGGCCAUAGAGAAUUGCUGAUGCAUGCGUUUCUGAGUACGGACAAUAAGACAGUCGCAGCCAUCAUAAUCCCCACAUCCGAAGGAUCCUGCCGACAAAAAAAGGACGGCGAAUUCGUUCUGACCCAGAAACAAAGGACCAAACUCCUCCGAGACCCAUUCCUCGACAGAAUGAGCUGGGUCUUUCCAGGGGAGUGGGAUCUAAAAAAGAAAUUCUUCCGUACAUUGAAGAAGUACGCCAAGGCAGAUGGAUUCGACAUAUCGUUCGUUGCUCUGAAGGGUUCUGACUGGGGAAGCCGAAAUGGCUACCAAGGAUGGGAAUACGGAGAUGGUAGCAUGAUUACUAGCGACUUCACGCGGCCCGCAUGCUGCUUAGACGCGGGAUCGUACGGGAGACCCAUCCAGCUUCCUGGUCUCGGUCGUUGGGAGGAAGAGCGACCCCAACCAGAGAAAGCACGCGACAUCGAAGCUCCCUCGUUUUGCUGGAGGGAUAAGCAAUGGUGCUGGGCUUUUAGAUCGGUGUUUCCAGAAGUCGCGGGAGUAGUCUCACUCCAAGAACUCGAGCAGAUCCUAUCCUUCGAUUCAAGCCUAUACCAUCUUUUACUACACUGUCACCUCAGUCCCGGCCAUACUUGGCGGUGCACAAACUAUGACAAAGACGGGCAUUGGCUUCGCUUGAUACCAUCAGGACGAAGAUACCCCACAGAUGACCGUUUCUGCUCCGCAAGCUCCACUGCCAUUCGCCGGAAUCUCAAUGCAUACAUGAAAUCCCCCAAAGACAACGAUUCGCUUGCCAUGCAUUUGAAUCUCAAGUCGACUGUACGUGCCAUGAAUGUUGGAUUAUUGAUGCACUUUGCAGGAAUCUACGACUCUUGGCCAUUCGCCCCCGGUGUAGAGCCGUCCAACUGUUCUCUCAAUGGGCUUGAGGAAGAAUGGAGAUUGACAUACAUAUCUGACACCGAGCUUCAAGAAUUGGUUCUCGGAUCGAAGAGGGAUUUGUACAUGGCGGUAACCAACCCCCAAGUGCAAGGGAAAUAUCUGAAGAUAUUCGACCACCAGAACAGGACUUUGCACUCGGUACUAGUUAAACUCCUAGAGAGUAGGAUUCAACGCUACGAAGAAACUAAACACAUGGAAGAAGAUGAACACCCCAAAAAAAAUGAAUGCCUAGAGAAUGUCCCAUGCGGACAAGACUCGAACCCGACUCCAGCAGUAAAUCAGAGUCUAGUGACCGACCGCCUUGCACUGUACAAAAUGUUCGACUAUCUAGUAGCGGGGAUAGAGCUUCAAGAACCAUCUUGA